AUGGAAGCUCUCGGUCAUGGACUUCCACCAUUGAACACUCUCACUCUCUCGCGUUGUGACUCUCAGAAACAACUUUUCAACAAGCCACUGGUGUUAAGGACAGGACACCGCCUCUAUUCUCCAUCCCCACCUUAUCUGAAACUCAGACCCCUUUUUGGGACUCGCCACAGUGGCUAUGCAAGUGUGGUAAAAAUGCAAGCAGUUGAUGAAGAUUAUGAGUUGAAGCAAAUGAAAGAUAUGGCUGCAGCUAGAAAGAGAUGGGAGACCCUGGUCAGGGAUGAGAAAGUCAAAGUUCUGACCCCAAGGGAAGCUGGGUAUGCAAUAAAACUUACCGACAAAACCCUACUUGAUGUUCGUCCGUCUAUCGAACGUAAAAAGGCAUGGGUUAAAGGGUCAACAUGGAUUCCAAUCUUUGAAGUUGACAGUAGAUUUGAUGCUGGAACUCUUUCCAGGAAGGCCACAAAUUUCAUGAUGGGAGGUUGGUGGACUGGCGUGCCUUCACUCUCCUAUGAUAAUAAAUUCUUAUCAAAAGUUGAGGAGAAAUUCUCGAAAGAUACUGAUCUUAUAGUGGCAUGCCAGAAGGGAUUGAGAUCUCUAGCAGCUUGUGAGCUACUGUACAAUGCUGGUUAUAGAAACCUUUUUUGGGUUCAAGGGGGUCUGGAGGCUGCCGAAGAAGAGACUAAAGAGGCAAUGAAAUCUUAUUUGGAGCAGGAUGUUGAAAGGGAAGGUCCUCAGCCUUUUAAGUUUGCAGGAAUUGGUGGGCUUUCAGAGUUCCUUGGAUGGACUGACCAACAAAGAGCUGCAGGUGCCAAGGAGGGUUGGGUUACCGAUUAG
Ilex paraguariensis (yerba mate) is the source of this 834-nucleotide messenger RNA. The record is from the annotation of a GenBank genome assembly. NCBI's taxonomy places the organism in Eukaryota, Viridiplantae, Streptophyta, Magnoliopsida, Aquifoliales, Aquifoliaceae.